Magallana angulata is the source of this 2421-nucleotide messenger RNA. RefSeq lists its product as uncharacterized. The coding region runs from base 1 to 2421 and encodes 806 amino acids. NCBI's taxonomy places the organism in Eukaryota, Metazoa, Mollusca, Bivalvia, Ostreida, Ostreidae. Gene Ontology annotation, molecular function: DNA-directed DNA polymerase activity; nucleotide binding; DNA binding. Gene Ontology annotation, biological process: DNA replication. The record is from RefSeq and is a predicted model, not a curated record. The transcript is spliced from 2 exons.
AUGGGAGUCUGGAUGUUUAGUGAGAGUCACAAAGGAUUUACUAUCUUUUUCCAUAAUCUCUCAUAUGACGGAUCAUUCCUGUUACAGUACUUAUUGUCACAAACUCUGCGACCCUCGUUCAUUAUUUAUCGAGGUAGCAAGAUUCAGAUGUUUAAUGUCGACGCAUUAAACAUUAGAGUCCUGGACUCUUACAAUUUCCUCCCCAUGGCUUUAGCCAAACUCCCCAAGGCCUUCCAGUUGGACUCUUUAAAAAAGGGAUAUUUUCCUCAUUUCUUCACGAGCGCAAAUAAUUUGAACUACGUUGGAACCUAUCCUCCCGCCGAAACAUACGGACCUCAUGCGAUGUCAGUAGAGGGUAGACUUGAGUUUUACAAAUGGUACGAGAGCAAAAUUGCCGACAAUGCUGUUUUUGACUUUCAAAAAGAAAUGCUCGAAUACUGCCGUAGUGAUGUAGACAUCCUCCGACGAGCCUGUCUGAAAUUUAAGAACCUUCUGUGGGAAGCAACCUCAAUAGAUGGCGGUCAUGGUGUAGAUGCUUUCGACAAGGACCUCGGACUUGAAAUCUUAAAGGAGGAAUUUGUGUCCUCCCCCAUUGCUCGACCUCCUCCAAAGGGAUAUCACUCAAAAGUCAACUUCAGUAAGAAAUCCAUUGCUUGGCUGGAGUGGCUACGACAUUGCGAACGAAAAGAGGGGAGGGAACUGGACAUUAAACACGCCCUCACUUCAAAUGGAGAGUAUCGCAUACCUGGAACGCGGUAUUCGGUAGAUGGCUACGUAAUGCCUAGUGCCGAUAAUCGCGGUGGUGUUGCAUACGAGUUCCACGGAUGUCGCUAUCACGGUUGUCCCGUUUGCUACAAGAAUCAGGAAAUCGUUCUCGUACCCGGUUCAAAGCAAACGGCGCUGGAAUUGUUGGCACUUACGAAAAGAAAAGAGAAUCGGCUCCGAGAACUCGGACUCAAAGUUGUCGUCUGUUGGGAACAUGAUUUUGAUGCUUUGUUAAAAACAAAUCCCGAAGCUAAGGCGUUUGUCGAUCAACUCGAUCUGGUUGACAGACUAGAUCCCCGCGACAGCCUAAUGGGUGGACGCACAAACGGAUGCACGUUAUAUAAGAAAGCCACAAAGGGAAUGAUGAUUCAUUAUGUGGAUUUCACGUCCUUGUAUCCUUUUGUGAAUAAGACCUGUCAAUAUCCGGUUGGUCACCCUGAGAUCAUUACUCGAGAUUUUUCUGAUCUCUCAUCUUAUUUUGGAUUAGCUAAAGUCAAAAUCUUACCUCCACGAGGUCUCUUUCAUCCUGUCUUAGGAUAUCGUACUGGAGGUAAAUUAACAUUUCCUCUUUGUCGAACGUGCGUGGAAAAUCAACACCAAUCUCCCUGUACCUGCUCCGACGACCAGAGAGCCUUGACUGGAACGUUCUGCACUCCUGAACUUAUCAAAGCCAUCGAAAAAGGGUAUAGAGUUUUAAAAAUCUAUGAAGUCUACCACUGGAAAGAGACCUCACAGUAUGAUCCGAAGACGCAAACUGGGGGUCUCUUUGCCUCCUACAUCAACCUGUUUCUCAAAAUUAAACAGGAGGCUAGUGGACGACCUUCGUGGGUCAAGUCUGACGAGGAUCUCAGGAGGUAUGUGGAAAAGUACGAGCAAAGAGAAGGUAUCAAACUAGAUUCGUCUAAAGUGGAACACAAUGCAGGUCUCAGAAGUCUGGCUAAACUCCUUUUGAACAGCUUCUGGGGUAAAUUCGGUCAACGUCAAAAUCAAACCAAAACAAAGUUCUUACACGAUAGCCAGGCCAGUGAACUUUUUGGUCAACUAACAAAUCCAACCGUGGAGGUUGUCGAUUUUCAAAUUGUCAACGACGAAAAUCUAAUGCUUUCUACAAAACGCAUCUCCGAGGAACUAUGCUUACCUGGUCAUACUAAUGUAUUUUUAGCUUCCUUUACCAUCUGCUGGGCGCGGUUACAGCUCUACGAUUUACUGGAUCGUUUACAGACACGUGUGCUCUACUGGGACACUGAUUCCGUGAUUUUUACCUCGAUCGAGGGACAGUGGAACCCUCCCGUCGGUGAUUAUCUCGGAGAGCUUACAAACGAGCUCGAUGAGGAUGAUUGGAUUACAGAAUUUGUCUGUAAUGGUCCUAAAAAUUACGCUUACCAGACACACAAAGGUAAACGGGUGUGUAAAGUCAAGGGGUUUUCCUUGAAUUUCGACAACUCACAGAUCCUAAACUUGGAGAGCAUGAAAGACGCCAUGUUUAAUCGAAAUGAACCUGGUGUAGGAAAUUAUCAGACCAAGAAUCCAAGUAAAAUUUGUCGCGAGAAAAUACAGUCAGAAAUUUACUCUCAGGAAGAAGUUAAACAGUACUCAGCAGUCUACACCAAACGUGUCGUUCAGACAAACCUUUCAACUCUACCAUAUGGUUACUAA